Elaeis guineensis (African oil palm) is the source of this 1051-nucleotide messenger RNA. RefSeq names its product fasciclin-like arabinogalactan protein 11. Gene Ontology annotation, biological process: plant-type secondary cell wall biogenesis. NCBI's taxonomy places the organism in Eukaryota, Viridiplantae, Streptophyta, Magnoliopsida, Arecales, Arecaceae. Gene Ontology annotation, cellular component: plasma membrane. The record is from RefSeq and is a predicted model, not a curated record.
AGGCCACCAUAACUCCAGCCACCAAUGCAAAAGCAGAGAGAAAGAGAGAGAGGAUAAAUAAAAGCCAGCGAAGGAAGCCAAAAAAGCCAUGGAACACCUCAGGAUCUAUGCCAUUACCCUGCUCUUUCUCCUCCACUUCACCACUCAAACUGCAGCUCAACCUGCACCGGCUCCAGCUCCACCAGGCCCAACGAACAUCACGAAAAUACUUGAGAAGGCAGGGCAGUUCACUACAUUCAUCCGGCUGCUUAAGAGUACCAAAGUUGAUGACCAGAUCAACAACCAGCUCAACAACUCCAACACCGGUCUCACGGUCUUUGCUCCCCCUGACAAUGCCUUCUCCAGCCUUGCCUCGGGCACUCUCAACUCCCUCACCGACCAGCAGAAGGUUGAACUGAUCCAGUUCCAUGUGCUUCCUUCCUUCAUCUCCAUGUCCCAGUUCCAAACAGUGAGCAACCCACUCCGAACCAACGCAGGUGAUGCAUACAAUGGGCGGUUCCCACUCAAUGUGACAACCAUAGGGAACGGCGUGAACAUAACAACAGGGAUUGUCAACACCACGGUGUCCAACUCCAUCUACUCAGAUAACCAGCUUGCUGUGUACCAAGUUGACAAGGUGCUCCUCCCAUUGGAUAUCUUCGGACCCCCAGCCCCUGCCCCUGCACCCUCCAAAUCUAAGAAGAAGGCUUCUCCUCUUGCUGAAGGGCCUUCGAGCACUUCGUCGGAUUCUACGGGGGCCUCUGCUGCUGUUAGCUUGAAUUGGAGUGCGUCUGCGGGUGCCAUUGCUGUUGUAGCUGCUCUCAUUUCUCUCUGGUGGAGUCUCUGAGUGCUUUUGCUGUUCUUUUCUAUCUUUUGCUGAGUGGUGGUCUGUGUCGGGUAUCGGGGCUUGCAUUUUUCUGGUGUCCUUUUAUUUUGCCUGGUUUUAUCUCUGCAACAGAUUUUGAAUUUUUAUUUGAUUUAUGUAUGUGCUAAGAUAAAGAUGAGAGAGUGAUAACAUAAACAUCAAUGUGUCCAUAUAGCCUCUGAAUUUAAGAAUUAAUUUGGAUCAUGA